This is a messenger RNA of Aedes aegypti (yellow fever mosquito), 1525 nucleotides long. RefSeq lists its product as uncharacterized. The transcript has 4 exons. NCBI's taxonomy places the organism in Eukaryota, Metazoa, Arthropoda, Insecta, Diptera, Culicidae. Bases 169 to 768 code for a protein of 199 amino acids. The record is from RefSeq and is a predicted model, not a curated record.
CGAAAUUUUUUAGUUCAUUCGGAAAUCUCGUCGCGGAUAGUCGCAGUGCUAUCACUUCACUCGAUACCGAAAGCAGUGCAGUUGGAAAGUUUAGUGAACUACGUGCCUCCUUCGUGAAAUUCUGCAUCGUAUUCUACUAGCGGGAAGAAUCUUGGCCGACUGGUAAAAAUGACAACACAUCAUCAACAGCUGUGUUACGCGCUUCUGUUGUUUAUCGCAGUUCCCCUGAUAGACGCCACCAUCCCGACGAUAGAUAAUAUUGUGAAAGUUCUUCAAUCGCCAUCGUUCCAACAGAUAGUCCUACCACAACCAUUGAUUGCUGCCGAUCCCACAGUGAUGAUGUCAGAUUCUAACAAGCCUGCUUCGGCAAGCAGUGACACCGCAGCAGACAAGAACAAACCCCAAGCGGAUGCUUCUCUGGAAGCAAAGGAUGAAAAUCCCACGCUGAAGUUGGUAACCCGUGUGCUGGACACAUUCCGAGCACCCCUCCCGUCCCAACAAGUUCUACUGAUCCCGCAGCGGCAUCGUGCCCUUCCGGGAUGUCCGCUGUGUGACGCUUCGGUGUACAGCUAUUGCGACUACAAGGUUUACCAUGAUGGGUGCUGUUGCGGAACAAUGAACGGUGGUUACGGACAUGGAUUUAGCGGCGUUUCCAAUGGAAUCGGCUACGGUGGAUGUGGAUACCAGGAGGAUUGCAGUUUUCUGUACGCAAAUUCGUGCUACGAGCAUCAACUAAUAGUGAAUUGCUGUUGCAAUUCUCCUUAUUAGCGGAAAGCUAGGAACAUAUCAAUGAAAACACAUAUUUGUAGAACUCGUCAAGUCUUUAGGCUUCGGCGGUGUAUUUAUUUUUCGUCAAUAAUUCCUCAACUCUAUCGAUGCAUACUAAAUGUACUUAUUAUCGAAUAUAGGUUUUAAGUUAGACGAAUCCUUUCGGUUAACUACGUUCACUCACAAUCAUUGCUCUCUAGUUAAAUUAUGUCUAGCACGUGGUUUCAUUCAUUCUCAAAAUUAUGUUCUUCAAUAAAUGACUGACAGAAGAGACAUAACAACCAUUCCUGCACUCUCGGGAAAACUUGUCAAUUUCUAUCAUUACCGAUUCGAUCAGAUUAGUUUUUGUUUCUGAGAGGAUAUAUAUAGUAAGAUCUAAAUUGUGUAGAAAUAUUGAUAACUCUUAUUAGUUCGCAAUACAAUAACCUAGAAGACAAGAGAUGGAACUCUUCUCAGAAGUAUUAUCAGAUUGAAAGUUUAUCAAAUUGAAAUAUAAGCUUGUAGAGAGAUUUAUCAUCUAUCAUAUCGAAUUACUAGUUAGUUGGUGCUAAUUUUAUUUUUGGAUGACAAACUAUCUCAUUCUGUCGAAAACCUGCUUCCGAAAAAGUUAGUAUUGAACUCCAUGCGACUUACGUUACAGAUUGCGUAUUCCUUUCGAUACACAAUUUAGCUGCUAUAGUAUAUUGUUUAUUUAACUGUUUAUCACAUUAUUUUCUUCGUUUCACUAAAAACCGGGUAAGUAGAUCCUAAAUCGACU